CUCUCGCUUGCUGGACGCUGGACCUCGCGCCGGGUGCCCCGACACGUGCGCUGGCGUUCGGCGGGCGUGGUCGACUCGCUAGUGAGUCGGGCGCCCCCCGUGCGGCAUGGACAAGUUCUCCGGCGGCGCCGCUCGGCGGAGCAGCACGGAGUCGGAGUCGACGCGGCGGCGGGACGUGAGCUCGACGGCCAUGGACCAGCUCCCGAAGCACAGCGGCCAGGCGCGCCAGUCGCUCGCCGUCGGCAAGGGCGACAAGAAGCGCGACGGCCAGCAGAGCGACGGCGCGGCGGCGCGCGCCGUCGCGCCCAACGUCGGCGAGGUCAUCGACGGCCAGACGCUGCGCUUCAACGCGGAGCGCAUCAUCGGCAACGGGUCCUUCGGCGUCGUCUUCCGCGCGUCCGUCGUCGAGACGGGCGAGGUCGUGGCGAUCAAAAAAGUGCUCCAGGACAAGCGGUUCAAGAACCGCGAGCUCCACAUCAUGCGCCAGCUGUCCAAGCAGCCCCACCCGAACGUCAUCGCCCUCAAGCACUGCUUCUACAGCUCCGACGAGCGCAACGAGGACGAGCUCUACCUCAAUUUGGUGCUCGAGUACAUGCCCGAGACGGUCUACUCCGUCGCGCGCGCGUGGCAGAAGGCCAAGACCCCGCUGCCGGCGCACCACGCGCGGCUCUACGUCUACCAGCUCUGCCGGGCGUUGGGCCAGAUCCACGGCGCGGGCAUCUGCCACCGCGACAUCAAGCCCCAGAAUUUGCUCCUCGACCCCGCGACGCAGAUCGUCAAGCUCAUCGACUUCGGGUCCGCCAAGGUGCUCGUGCCCGGCGAGCCCAACGUGUCCUACAUCUGCUCGCGCUACUACCGGGCGCCGGAGCUCAUCUUCGGGUCCACGGAGUACACGACGGCCAUCGACACGUGGAGCUCCGGCUGCGUCUUCGCGGAGCUCCUCCUGGGCGCGCCGCUCUUCCCGGGCGACAGCGGCGUGGACCAGUUGGUCGAGAUCAUCAAGGUGCUGGGCACGCCGAGCCGCGAGGACAUCCAGGAGAUGAACGCGUCCUACACGGAGUUCAAGUUCCCGCAGAUUCGGGCCCACGCGUGGGCGAAGGUCUUCCGGUCGCGGACGCCGCCGCGCGCGGUGGACUGCGUGGCCCAGUUCCUCGCCUACGCGCCCCUGCGGCGCGUGCUGCCCCUCCGGGCCCUGGCCCACGACUUUUUUGACGAGCUCCGGGUCCCGGGCGCGACGCUCGAGCCGGGAGGCGGCGCGCUGCCGCCGCUCUUCGACUUCACGGACCUCGAGCUCGCGCAGUUCCCGGACCUCGCCAAGCUCCGCCCCAACACCAACGCCCCCACGGGCAAGGCGCCCGACGGCGUCACGCCCCUCGCGCCGGACCAGCAGCCGCCGCGGGGCGCCGCGGCGCCCGCGGCGCCGCCCGCGUGAGGGCCGCCGUCCGGCCCGGCUUAUCCGGCCGCCGCCCGCGGCCCGCCCCCCCCCGCUCCCUUCUACCCUCGCCCGAUCGCACCCCUCCGCGACCAUGCGCACACUGCCAACCGUCUUCCCUCACCAGCCGCCGCGUCGGCCGCGGCGCGCGAGAAGAAACACACCCACACGCCCCGAAUUCACCGCGUGAGUAACCUCGCGCCUUU
Aureococcus anophagefferens is the source of this 1638-nucleotide messenger RNA. RefSeq lists its product as hypothetical. The record is from RefSeq and is a predicted model, not a curated record. Bases 107 to 1432 code for a protein of 441 amino acids. NCBI's taxonomy places the organism in Eukaryota, Pelagophyceae, Pelagomonadales, Pelagomonadaceae. Gene Ontology annotation, cellular component: cytoplasm. Gene Ontology annotation, molecular function: protein serine/threonine kinase activity; ATP binding. Gene Ontology annotation, biological process: protein phosphorylation; signal transduction. The transcript is spliced from 3 exons.